Molecule: messenger RNA, 2746 nt
Organism: Ipomoea nil (Japanese morning glory)
Lineage: Eukaryota; Viridiplantae; Streptophyta; Magnoliopsida; Solanales; Convolvulaceae
Product: BEL1-like homeodomain protein 7
Exons: 5
Coding region: 563-2479 (638 amino acids)
Biological process (GO): regulation of transcription by RNA polymerase II
Molecular function (GO): RNA polymerase II cis-regulatory region sequence-specific DNA binding; DNA-binding transcription factor activity, RNA polymerase II-specific
Source: RefSeq, a predicted model, not a curated record
ACCACAACUCCCCAGUUUUCCCAAUGUCCUGUUUCUUGAAAUAUAUAUAUGUUUUUUAAGGUAAGAAGCUUCUAGGGUGUUUUUGGUCGUGUAGCUUGGACCCCACAUUUGAGAAAGUCUGGAAUUAUUGAAAGGGAAAUUAAAUAGUUUUCUAGUGUUCUUCUUUGCUUGUGUGUUGUGUUUUUCUGUGGUUUCAUUCUCUUGAAUAUUAUUUGUGUUUUUGGUUGGUGUCAUUGUUCAAUGAUAAGGAGGGGUUGGUUCAUAGGAUCUUUGGGGAUAUAUCAGCUUUGUCUCCAUAUGAGGAAGCUUCUGUUCUGAGACAACUUAGUUUAUUUUUAAUUUUUUUUUUUUUUUUUUUUUUUGGGUUUCUUGAGUUUUCAAUCACUCUCUUGGGCUCUUCUCUGUUCCCCCAAUUGUGGGCAGACCACAAUUUCAAAUCUUUCCCAGGUGGUGUGAAGGCAACCAUCAGGGGAUUUGGUUUCUCAUGAAUGCUUUAUUGCCUAUCCUUUAGAAAAAAACCGGGUUUUCGACGAAAUUGGUUGUGGGUUCUAUUAUUUGAGAUAUGGCAACUUAUUUCUCCAGUUUGAGUGACCAAAGAGAUGAUCUCCCAAUGCCAUUGAUGCCAAAUGAGAAACAUAGUUCUUAUCAUCAGUCGUCUGGUCUCCCCGAUAAUUUGAUGUAUUUGAACCAUCCCUACCCAGAAUUGUCCUCGGGGAGUUCCUUGCCUGCUCAUAAUAACUAUGGCGAGGCGCAAUCCAUUAGGACCCGGGAUGAGAUGCUGUUCAUUCCCCCGACGAGUGAUCCAGCAACUAUGCAGCCGAUUGGUAGGCUUCCAAACGUUGGGUCGAGUUUUUCUGGUGUUAACUCUACCCCGGUGGAGCCUCAUACUUAUUCCUCGAAGCCUUUCGAUGCUCAAAGCGUCGAGCAGAAUCUUCAGUAUCAAGGGCUAUCCCUCAGCUUGGCAAUGCAAGUCCCGGGUUCAGUUCAGGUUCCGGGAUAUCAUGACCAGUAUACGAACCCCGGGUUCCCCUCGCUAAUGAGCACACACGAUAACGAGAACAAAAGUGCUGAGUAUCUGUCGUUUGAUUUGGCUGGAGCUCAGAACAAUGUCAAGAUUGGGGGCUCGGGCAACCUCGACAGGUCCAUGAGCCUCCGGGAGAUGAACUUUAAUCCUCAGAUACACGACGUGCCAGGUGUUGCUGCAGGAAGCAUUUAUAAUUCCAAGUAUCUUAAGGCCGCACAGGACUUACUCGAUGAAGUCGUUAAUGUUCACACGGCUCUGAAGCAAUCGGAGAAACCCCACAACCUUCAUCCGUUUGGCCAAGACGAAGAGGCUGAUAUGAAAUCCAGCUGCUCAGGAACCGGGAUGUCAUCAGAUGGCCACAAGUCGUCGACCAACACAUCCUCUGGUGAACUCUCGGCUGCUGAACGACAUGAUCUCGAGAGCAAGAUCACAAAAUUAUUCUCCAUGUUGGAUGAGGUGGAUAGAAGAUACAAACAAUAUUACCAACAGAUGCAAGCUGUAGUAUCGUCCUUUGAAAUGGUUACCGGGCUCGGUGCUGCUAGACCAUACACAGCGCUAGCGCUAAGAACAAUUUCGUGUCAAUUUCGCUGCCUUCGUGAUGCAAUCAAAAAACAGAUUCAAGUUGCCCGCCAAAGCUUAGGCGAGCAGGGUAACAGUCAAGGAGAAAGACUAUAUCGCCUCCGCUUUGUGGAUCAGCAACUAAGACAGCAGAGGUCACUUCAGCAAUUCGGUAUGAUGCGACAGCCUUGGAGGCCACAAAGAGGCUUGCCCGAAAACGCUGUUUCAGUGCUCCGUGCUUGGCUUUUCGAGCAUUUCCUCCACCCUUACCCCAAAGACUCUGAAAAGAUCAUGCUGGCAAGACAGACAGGCUUAACGAGAAGUCAGGUUGCAAACUGGUUUAUAAAUGCACGAGUUCGUCUUUGGAAGCCCAUGAUCGAGGACAUGUACAAGGAGGAGUUCGGUGAUCCAGAAGGCGAUUUGGCUGCCUCUCCAGAACCGAUAACGGGUGCAAAGGAGAAAUCAGUGUCUGAUGACCGAGGUGAUGAAGAGCUCCACGAAAGCUUAACGUCAAUACCACAAUCCAACGAUUUAAGGUCCAAUGUUGUCCCCAACGAGGAACGAAACAACAUGACCUUAGCGAGGCUAGGAUUCCAAGACACCACCACCCAUGAAAACGAGCGGGGGGACCUUAACGAAGGUAUCAUUGCAGGCACGAGUGCAUAUGGUGUCUCGGUGUUCAGGGGCAUGAUGGGAAACCAAGUGUCCCUCGCUCUCGGCUUGCAACAUAACCAGAACGACCCACAGCCACCCACCGCAACAUCCCUAAUAGGGGGCGAUGACGAUAAACCAGCUUCCUCUAUGGACAUUGGCAAACCAGACUACUACUACAUCGACCCUGCAAACCAGCAAGAAAGGUUCGCUAGCUCUCAUAUCUUACCUGAUUUUGUCGUAUGAUCGAAAAAUUCAUUCCCCUGCAGAUACCCAUGAUAAUCCAUUUUUUUGCCUGCCCACCGAGAGUGGAUUUCAAAGCAUCUGUAUAUAUAUAUGUAUACCUGUAUUCCUAGAUAAUCCAUUUGUGCAAUAUAUAGUGAAUAAUAUGAUGGAAGGUUAGCAUAGUUCAUGAGUGUAUUACAUAUGAUAUAUUUUUGUGUUUGCCGUUGAAAAAUAAAUGAAUUCUGUAUAAAGUUUUCACAUCUUAUUGUCAUAUUCUUGAAAUGAAAA